AUGAGCACGACGUCGACGACUUCCUCGAGCACGACCAGUCCGACAUGCACGACCCCAAAACCGGGAAAGAAUGGAUACCUGCCGCCAGAGGCCUGCGACGUCAUCCUAUAUUAUGUCCCCUCCUUUGCGGCGGCGGGGUUGUUCUGCGUGCUCUUCGGGGUCUCCAUGAUCUGGCAUGGGGUGCAGGGAUUCAUGUAUAAGAAGGUCGAGUCUAUGCGGACUCUGACUCUAAUGGAUAGCGCUGACAGCAUGCAGACGUACACCUGGGUCAUCGUCAUGGGUGCCCUCUGGGAGUUACUCGCCUUUGUCUUCCGGGCUCUCCUGACCCACCAGCAGAACCGGGAAGCAUGGGCUUCUGUGCAUACCAUCCUCUUCCUUCUGGCGCCACUAUGGAUCAACGCAUUCUUGUACAUGACGCUCGGUCGUCUCAUCCACUUCUUCAUUCCGAGCCAGCGUCUGGGAGGCAUCGCCGCCAAACGGUACGGGCAACUGUUUGUCUGUCUGGACAUUGUGGCCUUUAUCGUGCAGGGCGCUGGCGCUGGAAUGACCUCGAAUGUGGACAACUCGGACGACGAGAUCAUGCGGGGGGUCCAUAUCUACAUGGGAGGCAUCGGGCUGCAGGAGCUCUUUAUCCUCGUCUUCGUAGGUCUCGCAAUUCAUCUGCAUCGUCGAUUGGUGUGCAUGGAGAGGGCGCUGCAGCUGGACGUGGAGAAACUGAAUCGGAACAUGAUGAACUGGCGCUGGCUGUUCUAUGCGAUAUACACAGCUCUAGGGAUGAUCACGGUCCGAAUCGUCUUCCGUCUCUGCCAGUACGCCGACGGGACCAAUCCUAACAACCCGGUCCUUACCCACGAAUGGUAUGAGUAUGUCUGGGAUGCUGUGCCCAUGUUCCUGGCCCUCCUGGUUCUUAAUCUGGUCCAUCCGGGACUUAUCCUGCAGGGCCCGGACUCGGAAUUCCCCCGUCUGAGCCGUGAGGAGAAGAAGAAGCUCAAGGAGGAGCGGAAGCGCCUCAAACAGGAAAGCAAGGAAGCUGAUCGCACGUGGAAGAAGGGUCGUCGAGAUAACGCAGAAUAUGACAUGCUUGUGCGGCAGGAAGAAGGGUUUAUGAAUGCAAAUGCGGGGCACACGGGGCAUACACCGGUGAGCUCGGGCUCUCGAUGA
Messenger RNA from Aspergillus tanneri, 1161 nucleotides. Its product is annotated as RTA1 domain-containing protein. The record is from RefSeq and is a predicted model, not a curated record. The transcript has 3 exons. NCBI's taxonomy places the organism in Eukaryota, Fungi, Ascomycota, Eurotiomycetes, Eurotiales, Aspergillaceae. Gene Ontology annotation, cellular component: membrane. The coding region runs from base 1 to 1161 and encodes 386 amino acids.